AUGGAAAAGCAACUCUAUGAGGAAGUUCUACAUGAUCAAUAUUUGAAGGGUCGAGGUGUUAAAUGGUUUACGGAACGCCAUGCACACGAAUUAGAUGUUUCCAAUGACUGGGAAGACAUCUUGGAGAAGGACAACUUGAUAGGCGAGAAUGAUGACAUUGAAAAUUCUCCCAGUGCGAUCUUCGAAAGCCAAUCUCUUAUAGAGAUGGCUAAAUCAAAUUCAAUGUAUCCUGAUCGUCUAGUCGCCACGAGCUCCAAAUUACAGCCAAUCUUUCUAUCGCUUCUAAAGAAAUACUUACCCAGCUAUAUCCACCAAAAUGUGUUUCGCAACUGGGAUAAUGGGCGACAUGUUAUCAAGAAAAGAGGAGUCAAACCGGUCUUGUUUAUUCGUUAUGGCUACCAAGAUCGCUUCAAAGAGGCAAUUAGUCAGAAUAUGAUUUAG
Talaromyces stipitatus ATCC 10500 is the source of this 441-nucleotide messenger RNA. RefSeq lists its product as uncharacterized. The record is from RefSeq and is a predicted model, not a curated record. Lineage: Eukaryota; Fungi; Ascomycota; Eurotiomycetes; Eurotiales; Trichocomaceae. The transcript has 2 exons. The coding region runs from base 1 to 441 and encodes 146 amino acids.